Messenger RNA from Rhea pennata, 1398 nucleotides. RefSeq names its product leucine rich repeat and sterile alpha motif containing 1 (gene LRSAM1). Lineage: Eukaryota; Metazoa; Chordata; Aves; Rheiformes; Rheidae. The record is from RefSeq and is a predicted model, not a curated record.
AUGCUGCUUUUCUUCUGUAAAAAGAAACCCAGUGAUGAUGCUCGAAAGCACCUUGCGUGUCAAAUAUGCCUGACUAAAGAAGAUGGUGCUGUUGACAGUCUUGACGUAUCGAAAUGGGAACUUUCACAAGUUCCUUACGGGGCCUUUGCAAUUUAUAAAGUCUUGCAAAAAUAGGUGCUGAUUAUUCAUACAAAUGGUUGUACAUCUCUAGUUCUAAAGUCCUGCAACCUCCUGAAUCUCAUAACCGUGAAGAUAAUCGCUAGAGUCCUCUAUCUACUUCAGUGCAACAAGCUGAAGGAGCUGUCUCCUACUGUGAGUGGCUUGUGGCGUUUGCAAGCCCUGAAUAUCAGUGAGAACAUGUUGCAAGAACUGCCACAGGCACUGGCUCACAUCCGCUUGCUGGAGGUAUAAAUGCUGACCCUAGGUGCUUCUUCCAAGACCUACCCAUCACCUGACAUUUGCAGUGCAGGUACAGAGUCCAUUCAGCAGUUCCUCUGUAAAGGAUGUGGAAUACCAUACCACUCUCCCUUGCGGUAUGUGCUCCUCAUGCUGGAGAGUGAUGGAGGAGAAACAUCAUUGGAUGGGGCAGACAGAACAGUGCAUACGUACGGGGAGGAGGAGAGUGAGUGGCAGCAAACUAUAGAAGAGCCUUGUGAUUCUGACCCAGAUGUUAAUACAUUUCCAUCCCAACCUGGGAAUGCUGCCAUACAGCAAAUGCUGGCUGAGCAUUACGAGGAUAAGCUCAUCCAAGUGACCUUGGAGUCUUGUUGGCAAGAUCUCAUUAGCCAAAAGUGCUCCAGCCUAGCUGAGAUGCAUCAGAAGUUCCAACAAAUCCUGGCUUGGCAGCAACUGCAUCAGAGCAAGGCCAUUAGCUGGAUCUUGCAGGAGAUAAGGAUGCAGAAAGCUGCCUUUGAAGCUCUCCAACUAGAAAAAGAUCUUAUGCACCAGCAGAUCAGGAACCAGGUGAAACUAGUGGAAUUGCCAUUGCUUCAAUCAUCUAAAUGUUCAUGUGGACAAAGAGCAAAGGCUAGGAACUCGUCUUGUGUUUUACAGGAAAAGAGCUUUGAGAGGCAGCUAGUGAACCUUUUAAUCGAGCUGUCAGCUGAGCAGUAUGUGCCCUUUGUACACCAUCGAGUAUGCUUGCGAGUGCUCAGCACCAUGACUGCCAGUGACCUUGAAAAGAUUAGUGUUAUGGAGACUGGCCUGCAGUGUAUAAUCCUCAAACAAGCCCAGGAGAUCCUGACUGUGGCCAAGACAAUCUCAGGAUGUGUCCAGGGACAGCUGAUGCGCUGCAGCCAUGCGCAGCUCGUAACGGGGCAGAGCAAGGUCCUCCCUGGCCUGUCGUUUGAGCUCCAGUGGAAGAGGAGAGUCUCUGAUGGCCUCAUAACUAGAACUUGA